AUGGUGCCGUGCAGGGCGAGCGGUCCGGAUCUGGGGCGGCUGGAGGUGAUCGAUGCGGUGGUGCAGCACGUGGCGAGCCCGCCGCACAAGGUGGACAUCAAGGGCGCGGAGGUGUUUGUGUCCGUCCAGAUCACACGCAGCCUGGCCAUGCUGGGCCUCGCGCCGCGCUGGAGGGACUUCCGGAAGUACAACUUGCGCGCAGCAGCGGAGGAGGCCGCCGGCGACGGCGGGGGCGCCGCCGCGGGGGCGCGCGGGGGCGGCGGCGAGCGGGGCGGCGAGGGCGGCGCGGGGGAGGCCUCCGCGGAGAAGCUGUGA
Pedinophyceae sp. YPF-701 is the source of this 315-nucleotide messenger RNA. The record is from the annotation of a GenBank genome assembly. NCBI's taxonomy places the organism in Eukaryota, Viridiplantae, Chlorophyta, Pedinophyceae.